CGCAAAUACACGGACUGCCGUAUGUGUAAGAGCGCUUGUAUAUCACGCUCAAAGACUUGCAUCACCGCGUUUUGUGUAUACACGCUCGUGCCACUGUCUCGACGCACUGCACAAGCAGUCUUCGCGUAUAAUUUGCACGCAUAAACUGUGUGUAUGACAGAUUAAUGAAAUGGCUCAAGUCAGUAACGAAGAAACCUCCUCUCACCCUCAAAGUAUUAAAUUACCAGCUGCAAUUGAAAUAUUUGCUAAUCUCAAAAAUGCUCAAAAGUUUGCCAUUGAUAUCGGUCUGUCAUUGACGAAAAUCGCUUAUUAUUCAACCGUGCGAUACAGAAAAGCCUUGUACAAAGGUGUAGAUUCACAAUCAAAUGAAGAUUUCCCUGCAGAGAACUCUUAUCAAGUUUCUGAAGGAAAUAGACUUCACUUUGUUAAAUUUGAAACUCGUCAUAUAGAAAGUUGUUUGGAUUUUGUAAAAGAAAAUUUAGUCAAUGUUGAGAGAUUUCAAGGUACAAGUAUUCAAGUAACAGGAGGUGGAGCUUACAAAUACAAAAAAUUGCUCCAAGAUAAGCUAGGCACUGAAGUUGAUAAGAAAGAUGAGAUAUGCUGUUUAAUUAAAGGUUGCAACUUUUUAUUAAAAAAUAUACCUGGAGAAGCUUUUGAAUAUGAACGCCAUGCCAAUCCAGAGUACAAAUUUCAUAAAGCUAGCCCCAAUAUAUUUCCAUAUUUAUUAGUUAAUAUUGGUAGUGGUGUUAGCAUACUCAAAGUUGAAUCUGAACAAGAAUUUGAGAGAGUUGGUGGUACAGCCACAGGAGGGGGAACAUUUUGGGGUUUAGGCUCAUUACUUACUCAAGCCAAGGGUUUCGAUGAAUUAUUGCAACUAGCUGAAAAAGGUGACCACAGAAACAUUGAUAUGCUAGUAAAAGAUAUUUAUGGAGGAGACUAUUCUUCACAAGGCCUUAGUGGUGAUCUUAUCGCAUCGUCUUUUGGAAAGGCAGUAUUUAAUAGUCAAGAUCCAUCAGGAAAUAAAAAUUAUUCUGAAGCAGAUAUAGUGAGAAGUUUAUUAUUCCUCAUAAGCAAUGACAUAGGUCAAAUUGCAAGUUUGUAUGCUUCCAUGCACAACAUGAAUAAAGUAUAUUUUGGUGGUUAUUUUCUCCGCAACCACCCAUUGUCAAUGCAUAGUAUAUCAUAUGCAAUUAAAUAUUGGACAAAGGGUCAAGUAAAGCCUCUUUUUUUGCGUCAUGAAGGCUACUUAGGAGCUAUUGGUGCAUUCUUGUAUGGAGCACAGCCAGAAUCUGAAAAAGGUAGUUGGCUAGAAAAUUUUGCUGGUUCUUCUGGUUUAAAAUCUAAUACUAGAUCUGCCCAACUUGGCAUUCAAAUCGAUCAAUUAGAAAUUGAUCAAGCUGAGAAUGCUGUAGCUUUUUGUCCAUUGUUAAUUGAUCCAGCUACUUAUAAUCCUGAUACUACUGAUUUAUCUCAAGAUAAGGAAGCUAGAGAUUAUUGGCUCAAUUGUUUUGAAGAGUCAGUUGACAAAUUUAUUGCAAGAGCAAUUUAUAGUCAGCCUCAAAGUCCAACUGCUAAAGACAGAGCUUCAAAAUUGAAAGAAAAAUACAUCAGUCGGUUACAUUACCUUCAUGAGCAACCAUUUGGGUAUGGUACUUUAACUGUUAGGACACUAUUGGAUACUAUAGAACAUUGCAUGAAAGAAUUUGAUUUUCCUGACCCUUAUCUUCUUCAAAAAAAGCAAGAAAAUGAAGAGGCUUUGAAACAUUUAAAAAAAAGGCUAGAAGUCAUAGAUAAUUUGGAAGGUUCUGAAAAAAUAGAAGAACUUAUCAAAGGAGUAUUAACUGGAAAUAUAUUUGACUGGGGCGCUCAAGAAGUUGCACUCUUAAUGGAAACAACCAAUUUUCUGUUUGAAGAUGCUCAAAAAAAGAUACCAGAAAGACCUUGGUUGCAAGACUGUUUAGAUAAUUGGAUAAAAAGAUUACAAGAAGAACCUCCUCACAGGUGUGCUGCAGUAUUUAUAGAUAAUAGUGGAGUGGACAUAAUUCUAGGUAUUUUACCGUUUGUAAGAGAUCUAUUGCAACGAGGAACGAAAGUCAUUCUAUGUGCCAAUUCAAUGCCGGCUCUGAAUGAUGUUACUUACCCUGAAUUACAAGUUAUUUUGAAAGAUGCUGCAAAAGUCUGUGACAUCAUUAAAUAUGCUUUGAAUGAAAAUCGCUUAAUGGCGAUGGAAACUGCUCAAGCUGGCCCUUGUUUAGAUUUGAGUCGACUGAAUUUGGAUCUUUGUGUCGCAAUGAUAAAACAAAAUGUUGAUUUAAUUGUCAUCGAAGGGAUGGGUCGAACUUUGCAUACAAAUCUCUAUGCCAGAGUUAAGUGCGAAUGCCUCAAACUUGCAGUCGUAAAAAAUCGUUGGCUCGCUAAGCGUCUGGGUGGUGACAUGUACGCUGUGAUAUGUAAAUAUGAAAGAGAGCUUUCAAAAACUGAUAAUCAAAACAUGGCCAAGACUAAAGAUAUAUGUGAUUGUAACCAAUUAAAAAAAAAUACAAAUGAUUCUAGCGCUCAAGUUCCAACUUCAACCUCAACGGUAAUGUCUAAAACAAUAUAUUUGUCUUGAAGAUAACUUUUAACAAUAAAAAAAAAAAAAUUGAACAUGAUUAAAAGGGCCUGUAAACUGAGAAUGAACAAAAAACAAUCAAUUUUUAAGUAUGAGAAUAAAAUUGUUGAUAAUAUUUUUUUAGUUAGAAUUAAAAUGAUUUGAAAAUCAUUGAAAAACAAUAGCUUUUGUAACUACAGAGCGUAUUAUUAUGAGUACCAAUGGUUGGUACUAAAAGGAUUUUCAAUAUGUCUUCUGUGAUAUUAUGUGCUGAUUUUACUGAUACUAUCUGUACUCAGGUGUUUUUAUACCCUCGGUCGUUAUUUGUCCUUUCGCAAUAUAAGUACCAUCAAUAUUUCAACAGUAUAUAUUAUAUAAAAUAAAAAUAAUCAGUAUGCGUUAUUUUUUUUGAAAUCAAGAUUUUUAGUAUUGAAUGUUAAAUCAUUAAAAGUUCUUGUUAUUUUGUGAUGACUUUUUUAUAGCAGUGGUUAUAUUUAAAUUAAAAGGUAUAAUUAUUA
Molecule: messenger RNA, 3108 nt
Organism: Trichogramma pretiosum
Lineage: Eukaryota; Metazoa; Arthropoda; Insecta; Hymenoptera; Trichogrammatidae
Product: pantothenate kinase 4
Exons: 12
Coding region: 170-2611 (813 amino acids)
Biological process (GO): coenzyme A biosynthetic process
Cellular component (GO): cytosol; nucleus
Molecular function (GO): pantothenate kinase activity; ATP binding
Source: RefSeq, a predicted model, not a curated record